Molecule: messenger RNA, 4743 nt
Organism: Lepisosteus oculatus (spotted gar)
Lineage: Eukaryota; Metazoa; Chordata; Actinopteri; Semionotiformes; Lepisosteidae
Gene: atp2c1
Product: ATPase secretory pathway Ca2+ transporting 1
Biological process (GO): manganese ion transport; intracellular calcium ion homeostasis; calcium ion transmembrane transport
Cellular component (GO): Golgi membrane; plasma membrane; endoplasmic reticulum
Molecular function (GO): P-type calcium transporter activity; ATP hydrolysis activity; ATP binding
Source: RefSeq, a predicted model, not a curated record
UUCGUAGCUCUUUAUUUCGUUUCCAACAUCAAUGCAGUACGUUAACACACGCGGUCUUUUCAUAAUGCCAUGCUGUUCAUGCUGUGAAUGUUCGUAGGGUUUUUUCUUUUGCGUUUUAAAAAGAAAAUCUGAAACACAGAAGAUGAGUCAAGACCGGUCAACAGGAUCUCACGCGUGCAAGACUCAAAAAAGAAACAGAAGACUAGUGACUUUUUCGGCAGAUUUACAGACCUAUCCGCGGCUGAGUGGGUUUUACGCGAAAUGAGUUUUAAAAAAAAAUAAUAAAAAGCCCGGCCCCUUAAGACCAAGGCCGUCCCCCCGGAGCGCACGCCUCCGCGCCGGCCCCUCUCCUCUCCUCUGCCCCAGUCCCGGGGCCCGGCAGCCCGGUGCGUCAGCGCGUCGCGCCGCCCCUCGCCGGCGCCCGGUGCGCAGUGACCUCAGCGCCAGCCGUCAGACACAGCCGUGGAUCUCACGGAAGAUGCUGAAGAAAAGGGAAGCGGCGGAAAAAAGAUGCUAUCCAGAAGACAAUGAUGCGGCUUUUCCAACAGUUACUCAAGAUGGGGGUACUACCCCUGGACUGAGAAGCUGCUAAUGUACUCUUGGAUUUGAAACAAACUACCCAGCCAUAUUGUUGAGGUUCAUACCAUCUUGUUGCUUUCAAGAAACAGCUUCGCGGGAUUCUUGGCUUGUUGAAAGUCUACCCCACUGUGAAGAUGAGAAUAUGGUUCCGGUACUAGCAUCAAAAAAAGCCAGUGAGCUUCCGGUGAAUGAAGUAGCUUGUCUUCUACAGGCUGACUUGCAGUAUGGCUUAAGACAUGGUGAGGUCUCACGUCGCCGAGCUUACCAUGGCUGGAAUGAGUUUGACAUCAGUGAAGACGAGCCCCUGUGGAAGAAGUACAUUUCUCAGUUUAAAAACCCACUGAUCAUGCUGCUGCUGGCCUCCGCUGUCAUCAGCGUGUUAAUGCACCAGUUCGACGACGCAGUCAGCAUCACUGUGGCCAUUAUCAUUGUUGUUACAGUUGCCUUUGUACAGGAGUAUCGUUCUGAAAAAUCUUUAGAAGAACUGGGUAAAUUAGUGCCUCCCGAAUGCAACUGUGUGCGGGAAGGAUCCCUUGAGCAUCUGUUGGCCCGAGAGCUGGUCCCUGGGGACACGGUCUGUCUGUCCGUGGGAGAGAGGGUUCCUGCUGACCUGCGCCUCUUUGAGGCCGCCGACCUGUCGGUGGACGAGUCGAGCCUGACGGGGGAGACGGCGCCGUGUGCGAAGUCUACGGCGCCUCAGCCGGCUGGCGCCAACGGAGACAUCGCCUCCCGCAGCAACAUUGCCUUCAUGGGGACGCUGGUCCGGUGUGGGAAGGCCAAGGGCAUUGUCAUUGGAACGGGAGAAAACUCCGAAUUUGGUGAGGUGUUCAAGAUGAUGCAAGCUGAAGAUGCCCCCAAAACACCUUUGCAGAAAAGCAUGGAUCUUUUAGGAAAACAACUCUCCCUUUAUUCGUUUGGGAUAAUCGGAGUCAUCAUGCUUGUUGGCUGGCUCCAAGGAAAGCAUAUUCUCGAUAUGUUUACUAUCGGUGUUAGCCUCGCAGUGGCUGCUAUUCCUGAAGGCCUACCCAUCGUGGUGACCGUGACGCUGGCGCUGGGCGUGAUGAGGAUGGUGAAAAAGCGUGCCAUUGUGAAAAAGCUACCAAUUGUGGAAACACUAGGCUGCUGCAAUGUCAUCUGCUCUGACAAGACCGGAACCCUGACAAAGAAUGAGAUGACGGUCACUCACGUGUUCACCUCCGACGGGCUCCACGCCGAGGUUACUGGAGUUGGAUACAACGGUGCCGGAGAGGUGACCCUUGAUGGCGAAGUGAUCCACGGCUUUUCCCACUCCUCGAUCAGUAAGCUAGUAGAGGCUGGGUGUGUUUGCAAUGACGCUGUAAUAAGGAGCGGUACUCUGAUGGGAAGGCCGACAGAAGGAGCGCUGAUUGCUCUGGGGAUGAAGAUGGGCCUUGAAGGUGUGCGACAGGAGUAUCUCAGACAAGAAGAGCACCCUUUUACCUCGGAGCAGAAAUGGAUGGCUGUCAAGUGUGUGCAUCGGACACAGCAGGACAAACCUGGGGUUUAUUUCUUGAAAGGGGCCUAUGAACAAGUCAUACGGUACUGCACUUCUUACAACAGCAAAGGACUGGUACUGCCACUUACACAGCCGCAGAGGGAGCUCUUCCAACAGCAGAAAACCUACAUGGGCACAGCGGGGCUGAGAGUGCUGGCGUUCGCCUCUGGCGCUGAGCUCGGACAGCUGACGUUCCUGGGGCUGGUGGGCAUGAUCGACCCCCCGAGGACGGGGGUGAGGGAGGCUGUGGGCACACUCAUCAGCUCGGGAGUGGCCAUCAAAAUGAUCACCGGAGACUCCCAGGAGACCGCGGUGUCCAUCGCCAGCCGACUGGGACUGUACUCGAAAGGAUCUCAGUCUCUCUCUGGGGAAGAGGUUGACCAUAUGGACAUCCAGCAGCUGUCUCAGAUCUCUCCAAGGGUGGCAGUGUUCUAUCGAGCCAGCCCCAGACACAAGCUGAAGAUUGUGAAGUCUUUGCAGAACAUUGGAGCUGUGGUGGCCAUGACCGGAGACGGAGUCAACGACGCCGUGGCGCUCAAGGCGGCCGAUAUAGGCGUAGCCAUGGGACAGACGGGCACGGAUGUCUGCAAAGAGGCGGCCGACAUGAUCCUCGUGGAUGACGACUUCCAGACAAUUAUGUCUGCCAUUGAAGAAGGAAAAGGAAUUUACAAUAACAUCAAAAACUUUGUCCGAUUUCAAUUGAGCACGAGUAUAGCAGCACUGACUUUAAUUUCUUUGGCCACAUUAAUGAAUUUCCCUAAUCCUUUAAAUGCAAUGCAGAUUUUGUGGAUUAAUAUCAUAAUGGAUGGACCUCCAGCACAAAGCUUGGGAGUAGAACCUGUAGAUAAGGAUGUUAUCCGAAAGCCUCCUAGAAAUGUGAAAGACAGCAUUAUCACCAAGAACCUGCUGGUGAAAAUCCUGGUGUCCUCGCUGAUCAUCGUGUGCGGGACUCUCUUUGUUUUCUGGAGAGAGCUGCGUGAUAAUGUGAUCACUCCCAGAGACACGACGAUGACCUUCACGUGCUUCGUGUUCUUUGACAUGUUCAAUGCGCUGAGCUCAAGGUCACAGACGAAGUUCGUCUAUGAGAUCGGCUUGUGCAGCAACAGGAUGUUCUGUUACGCGGUCCUGGGAUCCAUAAUGGGACAGCUGCUCGUCAUUUACUUCCCACCCCUGCAGAAGGUUUUCCAGACAGAGAGCCUCAGCAUAUUUGACUUAAUUUUCUUACUCGGACUAACGUCCUCUGUGUGCAUCGUGUCUGAGGCCAUAAAGAAGAUCGAGAGAGGCAGAGAACGAAACCAGAAGCCUGAAGCCUUCUUCCAUGAAGUAUGAUGCAUAUUGUGUCUUUGAUAAAGGAACAGGCAAUGUCUACAGACAUAUACGGACUGGAAAUGACUUGCAGCAGGUUCUAUUGCCAUUAAGGGUUUUUAUUUAAUUUUGUUUUUUGUUUUUUUCCAAUAAUAAAUCUGCAGGGAAGGCACUAGCUAAACUACAGGAACUGUAGUGGCGACAUAUUUCCCUUUAAGAUUUGGUGUGCUGCUUCAAGACUGUACAACCUUUCAGAGUAUCUGAAAGCCCUUAUUUAUAAAAUUACUGUUUGGGUGUCAGUUUUAUUUUAAAGGUGUUUUAUUCUUUCAGAAAACCAGAUGGAUUUUGUUUUGUGAAACGGCAAAGAUGUUACAUUCAGGCAUUCCAGCUGAUCUCGUUGCAGCUCAAGGUCUUUUUUGCUACAUUAUUAAACUCACAAUAAGAAUAAGUAUUGUGGAAAUACUUUGUGCUUUCAUCUUGUAUGCAAACUUUGGAGGAGGUGACCACUAUUAAACCAUGUAUUUUGUGAACAAAGAACCUUUUUAUAAAACACAAACAUUUUCUGUUUGUCUUUAUAUUGAGUACGUGUGAUAGCAUGGCCAAGUGCUGGAUUUGUAUGUAUACCUGGAUCUAUUAAAGUAUUUGUUUUGGGUAAGAAUCGGGAACAAAGUAAUUACUCUUGUGUUCAGUUCUCAGAUGUUAUCUGUUUGAAUGAUUUCUCUUUAAAUUUAUACCCUUUCUGGAUAAUGAAAUUUUCAUUAUAAGUGAGCAUAUAGGGCACUUAAUUUUUUUUAAAUCGCACCACACUGAACAAAACAGUAACUGUUACAGAAGGUACAACAAUGGAUGGUAUUUGAAUUUAUAAAUGUUUUAUACUACAGCACCAUUAAUAACUUUUAUAUCUAUGGGAUCUAUGUCCAUUUGCUUGAUUUGUAGUGUCUCGUGUUUGAGAAAGACUGGAUAUAAAAAUUGCUUUUAAAAUUUUGUCGAACCUUCUCACGUUACGUGUUUCACACAUACAUAAUGGGCUUCAGACGUACAUAGGGCGUAUAUUCAUCUUGGCCAACUGGGCCCAUGAAGUGUUUUCCUGGAAAUGAGCACCAAGCCUUAUGGACUCACUGUAGUAAAGCAUUUUUUACUUCCCUUUUCACAUAGAUCUUUGAUUUGCAGCUCAGGCUUUUCCCUGGUCAGAUUAAUUCACUGGUCUCACUUGUGCUGCUCUGCUCUUUAAACGGAUAAAAGCAGUGACUUGAGUGUGCUUUGUUUAAUGUGUGUACAGCUGACACCUCAUUCUGUUGACAAUGUAUGAAAUUAAUCCUGUAUAUUAAAAUUUUUAUAAACCUUUU